GGUAAAAGUUGUGGAAAAUAAAGUUUUAUGUAAUUUGAAGUUUCUGUCACAAUGGGAGAGGAGAUAGCUUUGAAGAAAUAACACUCCUGUGUUCCUCCGGGGUCCUCCUGGGUUCUUCAUCUCUACUUCUUUGCUGUGGGAUGGAUUACCGCCUGAGCUGAUUCUUCUGCCCUGUUGGACCAGCCAGAGGAGACCCUGAUAACACAGAGACAGGGAAACUAGGACUGCAGGCCGACACCUUAGAGAGCAUUUUUUCUAAACUAAGGGGCAAACUCUGGAAAUCUUGGAGGUCCUGCUGAUCCAGAUCAUCAUUUGACUCUCUUCCUUCUUUACAGACAAGGACACAUCUCGGAUUGAACAAUGGCUUUGAUGCUGGUCAAGUUUGAUCUGAAAAAGCGAGUGAAGCUCGCUCAGACGGUCUGGUUCAUGUACUGGUUCGCUGUAAUGGCCGGCGUGCUGGUGUUCAGCAUGGGGCUGUUCUUUAAGAUCGAGCUGCGAAAGCGCUCAGAACUUAUGGACAACAACGAGAGCCACCUCUUGCCCAACCUGCUUAUAUUCAUGGGUCUAAUAGCUUGUGGCAUCAACGCCUUUGGAGGCAAAGUCUGCUACGACUCACUGGACCCUACCAAGUUUGCAAAGUGGAAGCCCAUGUUGAAGAUCUUCUUGGGGUUCUGUGUGGGGUUCAACGCCCUGCUGCUCCUCACUGCCCUGAUGUGUUUUGUGAUGAGGAUCCCUCUGCAGUUCACCCUGGCUGAGGGACUGAGGAACGGCAUGAGGUACUACAAGGACACGGACACACCGGGACGCUGCUACAUGAAGAGGACCCUGGACCUGAUGCAGAUGGAGUUUCGUUGCUGCGGGAACGACAACUACAGAGACUGGUUUGAGAUUCAGUGGGUUAGCAACCGCUACCUUGACUUCAGCGCAAAGGAAGUCAAAGACCGCAUUGGGAGCAACGUGGAUGGCCAGUACCUGAUGGAUGGAGUCCCGUUCAGCUGCUGUAACCCCAGCUCCCCAAGACCCUGCAUCCAGUUCCAGAUGACCAACAACUCUGCCCAUUACAGCUAUGACCACUACACCGAGGAGCUCAACGUGUGGAAGCGCGGCUGCAGUGACGCCCUGCUGUCCUACUAUGGAGGCAUGAUGAACACCAUUGGAGCCCUGGUGGUGCUGAUCACCAUGCUGGAGGUCGCGGUGACCAUCGGCCUGCAGUACGUCGACAGCUCCCUGUCCACCCUGGCUAACCCGGAGGACCCGGAGAGUGAGAGCGAGGGCUGGAUCCUGGAGAAAACAGUGAAGGAGACGUUCACCGACAUCAUGGACAAAAUGAAGGCUAUGGGCAAAGGCAGCAAGGUGGAGGAGGGGGGCGAGGUAGCAGUCGCGACAGUGAGCUGAGCUAACCCCUCCUGCAAAAACUGACACCACUCCCACCUGAAGGAGGAGAGGAAGGGGACUUGUGAGAUUGCUACUUUUUUCUACCAACAUUUAUUAUGUAGACGCUACCCGCAAACACAUAUUUGGCUAUGGACUCCUUUUAAACAGACUCCUUACAAAUGGACUCCUCGCAUAAAUAACACUGUAUAUUCAUACAUAGAGAGAGAUUAUGAGUAGAAUGAAUUGUUUUGGUUUUUAAUUUUGGUUUUCCCCAAACAAACCAGUUCCGACUUUUGAGAUC
Seriola dumerili (greater amberjack) is the source of this 1675-nucleotide messenger RNA. It is a transcript of the gene prph2a, whose product is annotated as peripherin-2-like. Bases 361 to 1395 code for a protein of 344 amino acids. Gene Ontology annotation, biological process: visual perception. The record is from RefSeq and is a predicted model, not a curated record. NCBI's taxonomy places the organism in Eukaryota, Metazoa, Chordata, Actinopteri, Carangiformes, Carangidae. Gene Ontology annotation, cellular component: membrane. The transcript is spliced from 3 exons.